Molecule: messenger RNA, 1175 nt
Organism: Hyaena hyaena (striped hyena)
Lineage: Eukaryota; Metazoa; Chordata; Mammalia; Carnivora; Hyaenidae
Gene: CHODL
Product: chondrolectin
Exons: 5
Coding region: 45-743 (232 amino acids)
Biological process (GO): positive regulation of axonogenesis
Cellular component (GO): cytoplasm
Source: RefSeq, a predicted model, not a curated record
GCCAAAAGGUGUGUUUUGCUGACCUCAAGCAUCCCUGCUACAAAAUGGCCUACUUCCACGAACUGUCCAGCCGAGUGAGCUUUCAGGAGGCACGCCUGGCUUGCGAGAGCGAGGGGGGUGCCCUACUCAGCUUGGAGAAUGAAGCAGAACAGAAGUUAAUAGAAAGUAUGUUGCAAAACCUGACAAAACCAGGGACAGGGAUUUCUGACGGUGAUUUCUGGAUAGGACUUUGGCGAAACGGAGAAGGGCAAACAUCUGGUGCCUGCCCAGAUCUCUACCAGUGGUCUGAUGGAAGCAGUUCCCAGUACCGAAACUGGUAUACUGAUGAACCAUCCUGUGGAAGCGAGAAGUGUGUUGUGAUGUAUCAUCAACCAACAGCCAAUCCAGGGCUUGGGGGGCCCUACCUUUACCAGUGGAAUGAUGACAGGUGCAACAUGAAGCACAAUUACGUCUGCAAGUAUGAGCCAGAGAUCAACCCAACUUCUCCUGUAGAAAAGACGUAUUUUACAAAUCAACCAGGAGACACCCAUCAAAAUGUGGUUGUUACUGAAGCAGGCAUAAUUCCCAAUCUAAUCUAUGUUGUUAUACCAACAAUUCCACUGCUUUUAUUGAUACUGGUCGCUUUUGGAACCUGCUGUUUCCAGAUGCUGCAUAAAAGUAAAGGAAGAACAAAAACUAGCCCAAAUCAAUCCACCCUGUGGAUUUCAAAAAGCACCAGAAAAGAAAGUGGCAUGGAAGUGUAGAAUACAUUGACUUGGCUCCAGCACAGAAAGUAGAAUUUUAGAAUUCUGGAUCUGCAUAAGGAAUGGCAUCAGAGCAUUAGCUUGGAAUGGCUUGAAAUCUCAGAGGAUCUGCAAGAUGAACUGUAAGCUCCCCCUUGAGGCAAACAUUAAAAUAAUUUUUAUAUGUUUAUUAUUUCAUUUACAAAAUAUGCUGUGCUAAUAAUGGAGUGAGACAUGCUUAUUUCACUAACGGAUGCACCCAAAGUUCAAGUACACGGAAUGGACCAUGCAGAUAAACUUGCUGUCAACACAUCAGAGGAGUGUAUGUGUUGGAGGCAGUUAUUUUUGUUUCUUUCACCUUUCAUAAGUUGUAAUCUAGUUCAUGUAAUGUAAAUUGUACUAAAAUUUACAGUGUGCAAAAAUAUUUUACCUUUACAUAAGUGUUUGAUAAAA